Messenger RNA from Ruditapes philippinarum (Manila clam), 464 nucleotides. Its product is annotated as vacuolar protein sorting-associated protein 16 homolog. Gene Ontology annotation, cellular component: cytoplasm; HOPS complex; endosome. Gene Ontology annotation, biological process: intracellular protein transport; vacuole fusion, non-autophagic; endosomal transport. Gene Ontology annotation, molecular function: actin binding. Lineage: Eukaryota; Metazoa; Mollusca; Bivalvia; Venerida; Veneridae. The record is from RefSeq and is a predicted model, not a curated record.
AAAAAUGGAGUUGUAUUCUCUGGAGUGGGGAGACCAGAUAGAUCUUGCAAAGUUCAUUGUUGCUCCAGCUCCAUAUGGUGGACCUUUAGCUUUGAUGAGAGAUGACAGUAACAACCCAAAUUUGUCAGGAAAUGUGAAGCCGAUCAUUCAUGCAUUCACUUCAUCUGGUAAACCUAUAGGUCAACUUAGAUGGUCUAGUGGACGUAUCAAGAAGAUGGGUUGGUCAACCACCGAAGAUUUGUUAUGUGUACAGGACGAUGGUGUGGUUCUGGUUUACGAUAUUUUUCUGAACUUUAAACGACAGUUUGGUCUAGGACAGGAAGCAAAAGACACAAAGGUUUUAGAUGUACGUAUCUUUCGUAGCUAUAAAGGUACAGGGAUUGCCGUUCUCACAUGUAACUACAGAAUAUUCAUGGUCAACUGUAUAGAUGAUCUGAGAGUAAGAAGGCUGGCCGAAGUUCCAG